Exserohilum turcica Et28A is the source of this 1839-nucleotide messenger RNA. RefSeq lists its product as uncharacterized. The record is from RefSeq and is a predicted model, not a curated record. Bases 61 to 1839 code for a protein of 592 amino acids. Lineage: Eukaryota; Fungi; Ascomycota; Dothideomycetes; Pleosporales; Pleosporaceae. The transcript has 5 exons.
GUGAACUACGUGCGGAGCUGGCUUCGUAGACCCUAUGAAGGUAUCGCUGGUUCGCGCGUCAUGGCGGAAGCUCAUGUGACGUCCACCAAGCGACGGGCGACCCAUAAUGAGGCUGAAAAUAACCCAGCAGCAUUCGAUGCAAACGGUGCCAGGAAACGCAGAGCGUUCCUUCAGACAAUGGGCCAGCAGCUGCGCGAGUUUGGAAAUGACGGAACAAGCCCACAAGACCACAACCGCAACACGUUUGGCACCAGUCCAGCUAGUAAUCUUCGUCCACCAUCUAGCGCAGGUAAUGGCGCCACAAGUCACACAUCAGUCCGGCCUGUGGACACGCCAGAGAGUGAUGCCGCGCCUGGUGAGGAAGAGCAGUUGCCCGCAGGCGCUAUCAAAAGCGCAUCAAGGUGGCUCUGGAGGCCAGACGAAGUCCUCUCGCAAACCUCAGAAAGUAUCGCGCCAUCGAUCAUCUUUGACGACCUCCUCGAAUGGAGCCAAUCAUAUUUCGAUCACUGGCAUCCUGCUUUUCCCUUCUUACACGCCCCGUCACUACUGGACUACUUCCGCCAAGUCGUGCAGAGAGGCGUACGUGCUGCAACGCUAUCCACCGUAAACGAGCUGCAAUACAUUAUACUCCGCUCAGUCAUGUCGAUGUCCAUCUGUGAUCGACGACAGAUGGAUACUACGACUAAACCAGUACCAACACAGCUUGUGUUUCACUCGUUCAACGACGCCAUACGAAGUACACAGCUGGUGCUAACUGAAGAAAGUUCGGUCUUAUCAUUGCAGGCUCUGUUGGAUAGACAUAUUUGCAUCAGACUGGGAACCCCGCUUGGCAUACGGUCGGACGAGAUCAACGUGUGCUAUCCACAUAGCGAGCGACAUCACGACAGUGAGCAUCAAGGAAAGGAUGGUGAGCGCGACAAUCGGCUAGACUUGCUAGACUUUUUAGCUCGACAUGCUGAUAUCCGUGGCUCUAUCAUGCAGACGCGGCACCGAUCUUUCUUGCAUGGCAGUGCAAACGAGACGGAAGAAGCCCUGGAAAUGGAAGCAGAGCACACCAGAUGGUGGAACAUGGUUGAUGAAUACCUCUCCAACGAGGACCAAGUGCAGACGAUAUCCAAAACCCAUCAAGUCACGCUCAUUGUCCUUCGUUUCGAAUCCAUUCUCGCGCUGCAUCGCUCCGUGCUGGCGACUUCAAAGAAAGAUGCAGCAUAUAAUGUGGCACUGCAACGAUGCAUAUCGGCUUCGCGUUCCAUCAUCAACACUCUGCACAAAGCGCUUCGCGGUUUCGGUGCAUUUGACGGCUCACCUGGCCAACACGGGUACGAACGAACUCCCCUGCUUUGGCCUUCAUUCACAUGGGCAGUAUGGAUGAGCACAUUCGUUAUCUUGUCGGCUGCGACAGAAGGCCAGGUUACUCGAGACAUUGCAAUGAGGCUUUCGAAUCGGAGCAUACAUAUUCUAAAGCACCUGGCGCUGAGAGGCACAAGCUGGCCCGAUGCCUGUAUAAUCGCCAUCCAGAACCUCACAACGCGGCUGAGCAAACCGUCAACGCGAAGCUCUACAGUUGCGCCUGGUGCUGCGGCGGGACGCGAAAGCCAUCCGCCUGGCGAGACGUCGCUUUUACUUGAUGCUCGUCACACAACCCGCGCCAACAAUCCUACAUACGACUACCUAGGGGGCGCCGGCAACUUCCUCGGCAUCGCGCAGCAGUAUUCGGAUAACCCGCUGCCAAACGAAGAGAUCAUGCACCUGUUCAACGGCGAAGACCUGGACUAUUGGUGGGGUGGAGAAGUCGGCUCUGCAGGAAACAUGGCAUAUCAGACUGGGAAUUUUCGAUGA